This is a messenger RNA of Durotheca rogersii, 1484 nucleotides long. RefSeq lists its product as uncharacterized. Lineage: Eukaryota; Fungi; Ascomycota; Sordariomycetes; Xylariales; Xylariaceae. The coding region runs from base 188 to 1132 and encodes 314 amino acids. The record is from RefSeq and is a predicted model, not a curated record. The transcript has 2 exons.
GUCGUUUCUCUCUCAUUCUCUCUCUCUCACUCUCUCCUUCUCCUGGCCCCCUCCCCUCGUCCGUCCGACACGGGCAUAAUAAGCUAGGCUGACUGGACUGGACUGACCGACCGACGGGGAGCAUCACAUCCGACGCAGGCAGCCCAACCCACAGUUUCGGGAGCGGAGGGCAGGAGCAGAGCAUACGAUGUCGAUGGCGACGAUGAUGUCAAGAGCCACAACGACGACAGGGGUUGGCUUGGGGGAGGGGGAGGGGGAUCGUGGUUCGGCCAACUUAUCUUCGAUGGCGCCCCUCCUCCCAACUGCCGCCGACGACGGGGAUAUGCAGUCGUCAGCGGGCCACCGUUCGUCCGUCGACACACCCAUUCCAUUCCACCCCAUCCAUCCCCUCUCCCCCCUCUCUAUCCGCCUAUUAGUCAGUAAGGAAUCCCGUCAGGCAGACAGGCAGGCAGACAGUCAGUCAGUAGGGAGGCAAGCAUUCUCUCUCUCUCUCUCUCUCUCUCUCUCUCUCUCUCUCUCUCUCUCUCUCUCUCUCUCUCUCUCUCUCUCUCUCUCUCUCUCUCUCUCUCUCUCUCUCUCUCUCUCUCUCUCUUCCUCUAGCUCUCCCCAACUGCCCACCUAUAUAUCUGUGCAUUCCCGUGCGAGACCGGCCCAAUCGAGCCCAAUCUCCCGAGACACGCAGGCGGGUGGACAGAUGGACGGGCACCUGGUCAGCCAGGCCAGUCAGACAGACAGACGGGCAGGUAAGGUAUGUAGGCACGUCCGUUCGAUAGAUAUGUACCUAUGGGCAGGACUGGAAGCAAUGCCCAAAUGCACGCGUACGGCUAGGUACCUAUAUAUGGGCAUAUUAUAUAUGUAUGGAUGUACCUAUGUGCGCGUAUAUGUAGGUAUGUGUAUGCGUAUAUAUGUGCGUAUGUAUGCACGUACGCACACGCCUUGCCUCUCCACAACGGGGAGAGGCAGACAGAAGAAGGAGUUCCGGCGGAAGGGGAUGCGUCGACGGAUAGAGGGAGAGAGGGGGGGGGGGAGCGUGGAGGAGGAGGAUGGGAAUGGAGAAACAGGCGAGAGGGACAGCAGCCAAAGCGACGAAUCAUCAACCCCGUCCAGACCGAAAAAAAAACAUGGUCGAUAAGCAACAAGUACCCGAGCACGCGGACACGCGGAUCGCGGAUCGCGGAUCGCGAAGUAGACGAGAGAAAAGGAGAGGGGGGGUGGACUGCCUCGGCUCGGGACAGGACAGCACGGCAUGGCACAGGACGAUGCCAACCGGUUGAGGAGACCCGCCACGCUCCGUAUCCUUAACAUACAGCCGGAUGAGCCGGGGAAUAAGAGGAGAAAAUGAGAUAUAUGGGCAGCAACAUACGUUCAAUGCCGGGUAUUGGCUGUCGUGAAAGCGGCAAGAAAAAAAGGACUUGAGUUCGGAUCUCGAUUGUACCCUUCGAGCUUUUUUCUCCUUCGUAUCCCCAACCCCCCAAGAAAUUAGU